AUGGGAGAAGCAAAAUCAAUCCAAUUUGACAACAUUUAUUACGGUCUUACCUCAGAACCGGGAGUACUCAAACUCGCGCCUAUAGGUCUCGGAUGGAAAACUCCGAUAGCGGAGACGAUAUUAACCGUUUCUGCAGAGGAUUUUAAAAGAAUGCAAUGGAUUCAUGUGGCUCGUAAUUACCAACUUAGAAUUCAACUUAAAAACGGUGACGCGCUGAAAUUCGAUGGGUUUCUCAAAGAUGAUUUUGAUACACUAAGAGAAUUAAUAAAAUCAAACUAUCGAUUGAACCUUGAAAUCAAAGAACUCAGCGUAAAAGGCUGGAACUGGGGCAAAACGGAUUUUCAAGGUUCACAACUACUUUUUAACGUUGGAAGCAAGACAGCAUUUGAACUUCCUUUAAACCAGGUAGCAAACACCAAUCUCGCUAGCAGGAACGAAGUCAGCCUGGAAUUCAUGCAACCCGAACAAAUGGACGAAGAUGCACACCGUGGCGCAUCAAAAAAAGCCCAGGUGCACGAAUUAGUUGAAAUGAGAUUUUAUAUCCCGGGCACGGUGACUGUUACCGGCGGUGAUGGCGACGAAGGUGAGGGUGAUGAAGAAAAGAGCAAAAAGAAGAUAAAGGGUAAAGAGAAGAUAAAAGAAAAUGGUGGGACAUCAGAGAAAACGGAUGGAGAGGAACAGGAAGAGGAAGAGGAAGAAGAGACUACUGAAGAGAUUAGUGCUGCUUCUAUGUUCCAUGAAAUGGUUAAAGAAAAAGCAGAUCUUGGACAAGUGAGUGGAGAGGGAAUAAUAUUGUUUUCAGAUAUUUUACUUUUGACACCACGUGGACGUUACGAUAUCGACAUGUUUCCCACGUUUCUGCGACUGCGUGGCAAGACGUACGACUACAAGAUCCAGUAUACGAGCGUCAUAAAAUUGUUUCUAUUACCAAAGCUGGAUGAUAUAGGACUUGAUCCGCCACUUCGACAAGGGCAAACGCGGUAUCCUUUUCUCGUCUUGCAAUUUGUUAAAGAUACGAAAGUUGAUAUGGAAUUGAAUAUUGACAAAGAGACUAUCGAAAAAAAUUACAAUAAUAAAUUAGAGGAAAAAUAUGAAGAUAAACCGUUGUUUGAGGUAGUCAGUAGUGUCUUUAAAGGGUUGACACAAAGAAAAGUUACUGUACCUGGAUCAUAUCGUAGUCAUCACGGAAAUUCUGCUUUCAAAUGUUCAAUGAAAGCCAAUGAAGGAUAUCUUUAUCCGCUCGAGAAAUGUUUUCUAUUUAUACCGAAACCGCCGACAUUUAUUCCCAUACAAGACAUUAUCAGUGUCACGUUCUCAAGGGUGUCUAGUAGUGCGUCUAGUUCACGAACAUUUGAUUUGAAGUUUAAUCUAAAGAAUAAGACGGAAAUUCAGUUUUCUAGUAUAAAUAGGGAAGAGCAUAAGAACAUCGAGGAUUGGAUGAAAACUAAGAAUAUUAAUGCACAAAACGACAUGACUGAAGACAGUAUGUUUGCUUAUAAAGCUAUUGAAGAACUUGGCGAUACAGAUGAGGACGAGGAGGAAGAAGUCAUGCCAAGGUCUAGACGACGUGGUGAUCCUCAAUCAAUGGAUAUUGAUAACGAAGAGGACGAGGACGAAAGUGUGGACGAAGAUUUUGUUGCGGAAGAAAGUGAAAGUGACGUUGCAGAAGAGUAUGAUGAAAACUAUCAAGGAUCGGGUUCAUCAUCAUCAAGUGAGCAAGAAGAUAACGAACCGCCGAAAAAGAAAACUAAAACGAAAAAAUGA
Molecule: messenger RNA, 1764 nt
Organism: Ambispora leptoticha
Lineage: Eukaryota; Fungi; Glomeromycota; Glomeromycetes; Archaeosporales; Ambisporaceae
Source: the annotation of a GenBank genome assembly